AUGUCUCGUAUUGUUUAUCCGUGCGCUGCUUGCAAGAUUCGACGAAGAAAAUGUGGAGAUAAAUGCCUGCUCGCUCCUUAUUUCCCACCAAACGAUCCACACAAAUUCUUUGUAGUACACAAAUUAUUUGGUGCAAGGAACAUUGCCAAAAUCCUUCGGGAUAUUCCGGCAGAGAGGAGAUCAGAUGCUGUGACAAGCCUGGUAUACGAAGCGAGUGCGAGAGCGAACGAUCCAAUCUACGGUUGCACUGGCGCCAUUUGUCGACUGCAGAAGCAAGUAUCACAUCUCCAAUCACAACUGGCAACCGUUCAAGCAGAGCUUCUCAGCACACAGCCUAAUCCUUCGUAUCUCCGCACCGGAUUUUGUAACUCGGUUGAUGAAGAAAAUAGAUUGGGUGCCGUACAUCAAAACGAUCCAUAUAGUGAAAAUUCAACAACAGUGGAUAACCUGAGAGUUUUGCAAGACGAUGAGGAUCCGUUUGGGUUAUGGGCGCCACUGUAA
Molecule: messenger RNA, 501 nt
Organism: Cryptomeria japonica (Japanese cedar)
Lineage: Eukaryota; Viridiplantae; Streptophyta; Pinopsida; Cupressales; Cupressaceae
Product: LOB domain-containing protein 12-like
Exons: 2
Coding region: 1-501 (166 amino acids)
Source: RefSeq, a predicted model, not a curated record